Molecule: messenger RNA, 1401 nt
Organism: Phytophthora sojae
Lineage: Eukaryota; Oomycota; Peronosporomycetes; Peronosporales; Peronosporaceae
Exons: 1
Coding region: 70-1401 (443 amino acids)
Source: RefSeq, a predicted model, not a curated record
GUCGACGCAGCCAAUCGAACCCCGCCGCGUUACAGCAGUCGAAAGGAAACUAAAGUGAGAUAUCUCUCCAUGGCGACGACUUCCACGGGGCCGCGGUCCCCGCUGUCCCCCACUGACCUCGUGGUGAGCCCCAUGGAGGACAUGAACGUGCUCCAGUUGAUGCAGGAGGUGCAGGCGGCGGCAAGCAAGGCGGACGGGGCGGAGGAGAGCAAGGCCGAAGCCAAGAAGAGGCGCCACCGGGAGAACAUGGCCAGAGGCAGGUCCCGCCACAACGCGCUCAUGGCCAACAUGAGGAAGCAGUACCAGCAUCUGCACGAGAAGCUCGAGACGGGCAUGGUGGCGUGGCGGAGGCGCCGUGCAGCUACGUCGUCGUCUGCUGACGCAGCAGCUUCAGGGCCUGAUGGGGACGAGGACGGCGGCUACACGUCGGCGUCCUCCAGCUCCACGACGGCCACCGUGGGGAUGAACCGGACGGAGCUCAUGGCUCAGUACAUUGAGGCUGUGGCGACCGAGAACGCCAUCCACAAGGAGAACGAGGCACUGGCCCACAGACUGGAGCAGAUGGCCAUCUUCGAGACCACGCUGCGGGUCGACACGCCCGAGGAGGUGGACCCGAACCUGCUCAAGGUCGACACGGAGCUCCCUGCGUGCACCGUGAAGGCUCUGAACCGACCGGGCUACUGGUCCUACUUCGCAGAGGACACGGAGCCGUUCUACUACGAGCCGAUGGCCGCUGCGACGUGCUACAACUUGAUUCGGGAGAAGUACCAGACGAUGAAGGCCCACCACGCCAUGUUCAUGAAGCGGCACCUGAUCGAGCAGCCCGUGCAGUUCUUCGGCUGGACAGUGCAGCGCUAUCUCAGUGACAGGCGCAAGAUCGAGUUUCACUUUACCAAGCGCAUCCCGUGUACAGACAGCGUGGCGCUCGCGGAGGCGCUGGCUAUCGACGGCUGGCGCAUUUUCAACGACCCGGAGAUGUACCGGAGCUGCUACCGCUCGCCUAUUGACGUGCGGGUACUGCAGCGCGUGGACGCUUUCAACACCGUCCUCAUUCGCAACUCUCCGGACGCGAACCGCUCGCAUCGCUUCCGGCAUCUCAACAUCUCGUCCAAGGUCGCGGACGAAGACGAGGACGGCCACAAGUCGCUGUCCAUCCUGACGCUGGUGGUGCCGCCCCCGGACGACUUGGCCAACACCAACAGGAACGGCGUCGUGUACCUGCGCGACGCGUACACGUACAUGCGCUUCGACAUGUUCGAAGACCACGUUCAGUUCACGUACGGCGGCCACGGAGACUGCCUCAAUGAGGCCCAAGCCAGGUACCUCUUCGUCGAGACUGGCAACGUGCUCUUCCGCUUCGAGCAAAUGAUCCGCCGGUCGAAUCUCGUCACAUUGGGGUGA